AUGGUUGUUCUCGCCGCUGACGCCGCUGCACAAAGGAUUCUCAGUAAGGACGUUAAUCAUAUGCCUGCCGCUUCGAAGAACAACGAUGCCGACCCUGAUGCUUCAUCCACCAAUAGAAACACCACCUCUGCUACGCCUAAUCCUGUCAAACAACAUCAUUUGCAGCCAUCUCCAUCCCCAUCGCGUUUAAUUGAAUUGCAGCCAUUUCUGUCUCAAUUUCUGUCUUCUUCGCAUGCAAUCGAACCGACAGAAACAUUAUCCGCUCCAAUCAUGUCUUGUACUUGUGCAUCUUGCAUCUAUCUCACUUCCCCGAACCUGUACUGCAAGCGCCUGGCUAUUGAUUCCAACGCCACGCUUGUGCCCUAUGACGACGACCUGCUUACCUACGUCUUCUCGGACGAUUCCUCGGACACUGACGACUGUGAGUCGUUUGAUGACCCGCUUGACAUCCUAAUUGCACAAACGAACGCUCUCACUCUCGAUGACCCGCCUCGUACUUCCAAGUUUCGACCGCUCAUUGUAGUCACCAAGCGCAACACGACACCUACUAUUAUUUAUCCUCCGCUCCCUGAACUCGCAUACCAUAUGGACGAAUUGACCCGAAACAUGCAGUCGCUCUCUCUCUAA
Molecule: messenger RNA, 627 nt
Organism: Suillus clintonianus
Lineage: Eukaryota; Fungi; Basidiomycota; Agaricomycetes; Boletales; Suillaceae
Exons: 2
Coding region: 1-627 (208 amino acids)
Source: RefSeq, a predicted model, not a curated record